UUUGUGUGUGUGUGAAUUUCUUUUCGUUGAAUGAACUCGACGGGGUGGCCGCCAGCAGGCGAGCUCAGCCAGCCCAAUGCAGCGCCAGCCACCAGCAUCAUGGGAGUCGCCGCAUCCGCGCCCACCUACGCCCAUCAACAACAGCAACAGCAACAGCAACAGCAGCAUCACCACACUCAGCAGCAGCUCGUUCAGCUGGGACUCGGGCUCGGGCUCGACUUUUCAAGCCUGUCGGAAGUUGCCGCUCUGGCGAGUCGGCUCUCUGGGCAGCAUCCCGCCGCCAGCCACGGCGACCUCGGCACGGCCGGGCUGCGGACGCUGUACAACCCCGUGCUGAGCGUCGAGAGCACUGGCGGCAGCGCUGGUGGCGUCGGCGUUGGCCUAUUUGGCGGGAGUGACGACCACUUGGGCGCGAAUCCCGCUGAGACCGGCAGCGGCGACGACGACGAGUCCAACAAGAACAAGCUGCGGGAGCGCAACAAGACCGCGGCGGCCAAAUCGCGGCUCAAGAAGAAGCAGCGCGAGCAUCAGCUGCAGCAGCGCGCGCGGCACAUGGUCGAGCGCAACGGCGACCUCAAGACCGCAAUGGCAAAGAUGGAGACCGAAGUCCAAGCGCUGCGGGAGAAGAUGGCUGCGGCCACUGCUGCUGCAGCGACUGGUACUGCCACUGCAGCUACUGCGACUGCAGCUACUGGCACUGGUACUGGUACUGGUGCUCCAUCAUCGUCGUCGUCAGCAUUAUCAUCAUCGGCAGCAUCGCCGUCAUCACAGGCAGGAUUAGCUGCGGUCAAUCAGCCGCUCAGCUGACAUGCCACGACUCAGCGCCCCCGGCGGCCCCUUGUGUAUCUGUGUUUGGCUGAUUGCUUGAGAAGGUCCAUUCGAUGACAAGUACAAUGCAACAAAAAAAAAAAAAACGAGAAGCACUCGACGCUCGGCUUGGUUUGGCGUAACGACGAACGAACGAAAGGAUUCUGUUUGUGUUUGUUGAUGUUCUGAGAUUUUGGUUUGCGAAUAGUGUUGCUGUGCGACAAAUAAUAGACUCUGUGAAUUUUGUGAAUUGGAGAUAUUACCU
Molecule: messenger RNA, 1072 nt
Organism: Capsaspora owczarzaki ATCC 30864
Lineage: Eukaryota; Filasterea; Ministeriida; Capsasporidae
Exons: 1
Coding region: 31-807 (258 amino acids)
Biological process (GO): DNA-templated transcription; regulation of transcription by RNA polymerase II
Molecular function (GO): RNA polymerase II cis-regulatory region sequence-specific DNA binding; DNA-binding transcription factor activity, RNA polymerase II-specific
Source: RefSeq, a predicted model, not a curated record